This is a messenger RNA of Neoarthrinium moseri, 1683 nucleotides long. RefSeq lists its product as uncharacterized. Gene Ontology annotation, molecular function: GDP-Man:Man(3)GlcNAc(2)-PP-Dol alpha-1,2-mannosyltransferase activity. Gene Ontology annotation, biological process: protein N-linked glycosylation. Gene Ontology annotation, cellular component: endoplasmic reticulum membrane. The coding region runs from base 1 to 1683 and encodes 560 amino acids. The transcript is spliced from 3 exons. The record is from RefSeq and is a predicted model, not a curated record. Lineage: Eukaryota; Fungi; Ascomycota; Sordariomycetes; Amphisphaeriales; Apiosporaceae.
AUGGCUCCCUCGACUCUCAUGUGGACCGUCGUCGCGACCGCCUCCGCGCCCUUCUUCGCCCUCCUCCUGUGGACCUACGGCCUGCCUGUCAUCUUUCGCGCUCUGUCGCAGUCGAUCGGCACGACACUGGGAUGGUAUCUCCGGCGCAAGACAGAGGGCCGCAGGUCCAUGAUCGUCCGGAUGACUGAGGACGACGAGAAGACUUUCCAGAGCGGCAGCGGCAACAGCAGCGACCCCCCCGGCAAGAGCAGUAGCAACACUAGCUUGGACGACGGGUGGGAGAACAUCGAGGCAUCGACGGCUGGAACGUCCAAGAAUGGCGACACGGGCGACCAGGAAUGGUUUGGCAUCGUAGGCUUCUUCCACCCGUUCUGUAAUGCUGGAGGCGGCGGCGAGAGGGUCCUCUGGGCUGCCAUCAGAGCCACGCAGAAGAGAUGGCCCAAGGCCAAGUGUGUCGUGUACACUGGCGACCAUGACGUGACCAAGGAGAAGAUGCUUGCCCGGGUCGAGAACACGUUCAGCAUUCAUAUCCACCCUCCUACCAUCACCUUCCUCUACCUUUCCACUCGCCACUGGGUUCUCUCCUCGACGUGGCCGCACUUUACCCUGUUGGGCCAGUCGCUCGGCUCGCUCGUGCUCGGCUGGGAUGCCUUCUCGUUGCUUGUGCCCGACAUCUUGGUCGACACCAUGGGUUACGCCUUCGUGCUUGGCCUCAGCAAGAUCCUGUUCCCGGGCAUGCCGACAGGUGCCUAUGUCCACUACCCUACCAUCUCCACCGACAUGCUCGAGUCGCUCGACCCGACUUCUCCUCUGGGCAGUCAAGGGGUCAAUGCUGGGAAGGGGGUUGGACUCAGGGGGUUGGCCAAGAGGAACUACUGGAAGGCCUUCGCCGCGGUAUACUCCUGGAUGGGUGCCUCGGUGGACGUCGUCAUGACGAACUCGACCUGGACCCAGGCACACAUCAAAAAGUUGUGGGGGCCGAAACGCACGGUCCGAAAGAGAGAGCACCCCAUUGCCGUCGUCUACCCUCCUUGUGCUGUGCGGGAGUUGGAGAAAGAGGUCGACGUGUCGGAAGAGAGCGAGAAGCAGCGCGAAAAGGUGCUCAUCUACAUCGCCCAAUUCCGCCCCGAGAAGAACCAUUCACUCAUCCUCAACUCGUUUGCCGAGUUUGUCAGUUCUGGGUCCGAGGCUUCCAAGGACGCCAAGCUCGUCCUCGUGGGUAGUGUCCGCGAUGACAACGACUCUAAGCGCGUCUAUCAACUGAGGCUGCUGGUGAAUGAGCUACACAUUAAGGACCGGGUCACGUUUCAGCUGGACGCGAGCUGGCCCGACAUUCUGCAAUGGCUCCGGAGAGCUCACAUUGGCGUCAACGGCAUGUGGAACGAGCAUUUUGGCAUCGGCGUCGUCGAGUACCAGGCCGCCGGCCUGAUCGCCGUUGUCCACGACAGCGGCGGGCCCAAACUCGAUAUCGUUACCACGGUGGAGGGGCAGCCGACUGGUUUCCACGCAACCACCUCGACGGAAUUUGCCCAGGGCUUCGAGAAGGCCCUGUCUCUACCUGACCCUCUAUCGGUGAGGAAAAGAGCGCGUAUAUCAGCGACUCGGUUCACGGAGGAAGAGUUUGCACGCAAGUGGCUGGCACAGAUGGAGAUCCUAGUUGCCGCAAAGACUCAGGCUUCGUAG